This is a messenger RNA of Parnassius apollo (apollo), 744 nucleotides long. Lineage: Eukaryota; Metazoa; Arthropoda; Insecta; Lepidoptera; Papilionidae. The record is from the annotation of a GenBank genome assembly.
UUGAUUGAUAAGUACAACAAAAGAAUGCGCGGAAUUGUCAUUUUGUUUACAAUCGUAACGGCAUGCCUAGCCUAUGGCCCGGAUACAGAAUCGGACUGCUUCAGAAACAGCGUGUGGCAACCUAAUAAUGUUUUAAUAAAGCUCUUAAAUUUCUUUUACGAUAGCAUAGCCUUGACAUCAGCGGACACGUGUUUUCCUCAAAGACGCUUCGUGUCUGUCAUCACUUUUGCAAAAACAAUUUUAGUAUCAAGAAAUUCUACGAACUUUGCAGGGAGCAUUGAAAUUGCAAAGAUAGAGACUGAGAAACAGUUAAAUAAGCCAGCUGCGCCGCUCGCUGGACCAUUUCGUGGUAUCAUCGAUCGACUGCUUAAUGUCAUAGAUCAGCCAAUUAACGACGUACUAGCCAGUUGUAAGCCUGAGACGUACGAUGAGGAAUGCCAGAUUAUGUUGAAACACUACCGUACUAGACACGAAAAACAAUGUAAAGGCUAUUACAAAAAUGUUGAAGUUUAUAACAGUAUCACGAAUUGGGCAAAUCAGGAAGACACCAUUGAUUACAUUGAAGAAUUGACUCGAAGAAGUAACCGCAAAGAAAGCGAUACAGAAGCUCUAGAUUUUUUCGAGAACGCUGCUACAAAGAAGUACAGAAACGUUUAUAAGGAAUUUCGAGACAUCUUCAUGCAAGUUAAAAAUGAUUUUUUCAAUUGUAAUUCAUUAACUUUUAUAAAUACUAAUUGUAUAUAA